Messenger RNA from Hemibagrus wyckioides, 2356 nucleotides. It is a transcript of the gene ccdc69, whose product is annotated as coiled-coil domain containing 69. Gene Ontology annotation, molecular function: microtubule binding. The coding region runs from base 227 to 1171 and encodes 314 amino acids. The record is from RefSeq and is a predicted model, not a curated record. Lineage: Eukaryota; Metazoa; Chordata; Actinopteri; Siluriformes; Bagridae. Gene Ontology annotation, cellular component: nucleus; cytoplasm. The transcript is spliced from 9 exons.
AUAAAGUUGCCAAGUUAGUUGUUUUGUUCGUGUAGUGUUACGGUAGUUUGUUAGCCUGCUUCCGGUCGUUUUGGUGUUUUAUUAGGCUAAUACUGGUCAUUAAAGUGUGACGCGUCGCGUGCACUGCGGAGAGAGGUGAGCUCGUGCUGCUGCACUAUUUUGAACGCGAGGUUAACCGGGCAGCUUUCGCCUCGCGCAAGGAGCAGAGGCGACAAGAAAGAAAGGCAUGGGCUGUAACAAUAGCAAAGUGUGUGUCCACGUCCGCCGUAAAAAGAAAAAACAAACAAAGAACGAAAACCCUCUGAAGGAGAUCAGCAGCACUCAUGAUGGAAGUGGACAAUGCACAGCAGAAGAGAAGGGCUCUGGUCCAGAGUCACAGCUGGAGAAGUAUGAGUGGCAGCUAAAAAUCUUGAAUGAGGUCCUAGCAGCUUCAGGAAGUGAAGAGCGAGACCAGCUUCUGAAGGAUCAUCAGCACGGUGAACUCUGCGUCCUAGUGCACACUCUCACUGAGAUGGUGAAGUCUGAGACAGCUGCUGAGCUCAGUGCUGUUCAUGAGAACCAGAUGAAGAGUUCUAAGGAACAGCACCAGAGAGAAGUGGAAGAGCUGAAAAACGUUCACAAUGAAGAGAAGAACGUCUUGCAGGAAACGCACACAGCAGCUGAAAGUGCUCUAAAGGAGCAGAUUGAGCAACUAACAGCAGACCUAAAGCUGUUCACAGAGUUAAAGCAGCGUGUAAAGGAGUCCACACUGAAAAGAGACCUUCAUAGAAACAUACAAACUCAUGGCAGCCCGGGUGAAUUCUGGGAGCAAGAACAGGAGAGUCUGCUAAUUGUCAUAGAGAUGAAGAGCGAACGUUUACAGGAGCAGGGAAGCAAGCUGCGGCAGAUGGAGGCCCUGGUUGAAAGAAAUCUGGCUUUGGAAGAUCAGGUCCUGCAGGUUCUUCAGCAGAACGAGGACCUCCGAGUUCGGAUAGACAAUUAUCAAACACUAAUACACCAACUGUCCAAGGAGCAGAAUGAGCUGCAGGAGGCGCUGGAGAAGCAAACAUUGCAGAGCCAGAAACUCAGUCAGGAAAAAGAGGAGUUGCUCUUUAAACUCCUGCACAGACGGGACUCCUGUUCAUCUUUUCACAUACCCGCCGUAGUGCCUGCUGAAGUUUCCCAAAGCUGACCUGGCUUCAGCAACACCAUCUUAACACACUGGACUCCACUCACCACAGCCUUGCAUUUUUAAACUCCAGACUUAAGCAAUCCAUACCUCUCAGUUUUAGCCUGCUGCUGGUUUCUUUCCAAAUAACUGUUUUAAGGAAACUGUGGUUUUCAUGCCAUGCUGAAACAAAGGACAUAUUACAUGAGUUUUGCGUAUACUCAAUCACUAUGUCACAGGAAAUCGAUUUAACAGAUUUUUUAUUUUUUGCAUUUUACUUUGGUUUUUAUUUUUUUAAUCUUAGUACCUGUUAUAUGCUUCAUUUACAGUGGCUCAAUCAUCAUUUAUACUGUAUAUGUGUAUUAUGGUGUUGUAUAUUUGCAGGAAUUUAAAAUAUUCCAUUUUUCUCACACACCUGAGCCAACCCAUGAAGGGUUUGAUUAGUUGGAUAUGGCGUGUUGGUGUGUUUUUGUUUGUUUGUUUGUUUGUUUGUUUUUGUUUUUAAAAAUCAUUGUGCAGGGGAUGGUGUUCAGAGGCACUGGAGUGAGAACUGAUGCAUUGUAAUAUGUUACUGAAAAAUGUAUAACACUUUAUUAUGGAUUUAUUUAGCAUAAUGUACCAGUUAUUCCAGGAAACUGACAUCAAAUUAUGCUUUCUGAUUUUUCCACCACCCCCACAAUGGUCCUUUUUUCCCAUUUUUGCCUUACAAAAGCCAAAGCACUUGUAAGUGUAUUUUAAAGCAAUAGGAUUUUUUUUUUUUUUUUUUUUGCUUUUCAGAUGCACUGGCACUUUUAUAACAGUAUUCAUGUAUAUGUAUGUAUUUGUAUAAGGAAGGGCUUUUGUUGUUGGGACAUGUAAGACCUGUUUGUUUGCAUGCUUGGACUUGGACAAGUUAAUUAUUGUAAAUUCUGAGAUCAUUAACCUUUUGUUAAAGAAAUAUGUGAGUGACUGUUUUGGGUCGCUAAGGAGAAAGUCUAACUUUUAAACCUGCAGUGUUGGGCAGAUGCUGAAAGACCACUGCUGUAGAUGCAGUGUUCAGAUGUUGCUUAGAGUGGAGAUGUUUAUUAUCCAGCCUCAUUUUCUUCAUUGUGUACCAUUUUCAUGUUCUGUUGUGAGUUUACCUCUGAACAAGUGCCUUUUUUUUUUUGCUAGGGUUUCACAAAGAAAGAGUCAAAUAAAAUGAAAGCUGCAUCUGAAGUGAAAUGUUUU